AUGUAUAUGAGAGGGUGGAGAAGUUUCUGUCAUGCCAAUGGGCUUGAAGCUGGAGAAUCCGACAGCAAAGAAACGAGCAUUCAAGAUGAGAAAAAUGUCAAGAAACGUAGAAUAUCGAUGUGGAAAGCUUCGUCUUCAUCAUCAUCCCAAAACCGAUUUGUGACAUUAACUCUUAAACCUUUCAACCUCAUGAAGUCUGUACUGGUUAGAUUCAUCACUACACCCAUUUGUCUUUUUACAUUCUAUCGAGUUCUUGAAUCUUUUUUUUUUCAAUCUUUGUUGCAGUUUCUUCCAAUACGCUUCACGAGGAUGCAUGGAAUCAAUGAGGAAACUAAAAUGACUUUGUUAAAUAAAAACGGUGUGAAGUGGUCUACGGAUUUGCGGUAUGAGAAAAGUGGUGAUAGAAUAAGACUGGUCGGAGGUUGGAAAGAGUUCUUCAAAGCUAAGUGUGUGAAGGUAGGUGAAUCGGUCAUGUUCAAGCUGAUUUGGGAAGGAGACACAAGUUGUUUUCUCAAGUUCUGUUGUAAGGUGAAGCAAGAGACCUAA
Thlaspi arvense is the source of this 546-nucleotide messenger RNA. NCBI's taxonomy places the organism in Eukaryota, Viridiplantae, Streptophyta, Magnoliopsida, Brassicales, Brassicaceae. The record is from the annotation of a GenBank genome assembly.